AUGGGAGAUGUGUUCCUGCACUUGCUGCCACACGCCUUGUUUCCUCAUUCGCACGGGGGUACUGCCGAAGACGCACAUGCGCAUUCCCACGGAGAAGUCAACGAGGACGCACACGCUCACAACGACGAUGGCGCACACAAUCACGAUCAC
This is a messenger RNA of Sphaeroforma arctica JP610, 150 nucleotides long. RefSeq lists its product as hypothetical. The transcript is spliced from 2 exons. The annotation marks the transcript as partial. Lineage: Eukaryota; Ichthyosporea; Ichthyophonida. The record is from RefSeq and is a predicted model, not a curated record.